AAGCAAUGUAUAGGACGUGCUAGUUUUGCUGCCAGGCGUGAGCAAGCUAUUUUUAGCAACCUUUUUCUUGCAAAGCAGGAGUGGGAGAGCUGUGAAGUGGUAGAGAGACACAGAAAUGUAGUGACAGAAAAGGGAAAAGCCAAGGAAAAAACAUUGGAAAAUACAAAGCAACAAAGCUGCCUCCAUUUCAAGAACGCUGCCUUCAUCCCUACUCCUCGGUGAGUGUCUCCUUACAACUGUACUGGAUGAAAAUACAUCUUUGACCGGCAGGGCAGAACUCUUCAGAAGACCAUGGAUUUUGUUAUGAAACAAGCUUUAGGGGGGGCAACAAAGGAUAUGGGGAAAAUGCUUGGAGGUGAAGAGGAGAAAGAUCCAGAUGCCCAGAAGAAAGAAGAAGAAAGACAGGAAGCUUUGCGUCAACAAGAGGAGGAGAGGAAGGCCAAGCAUGCCAGGAUGGAAGCAGAAAGAGAGAAAGUCCGGCAACAAAUAAGAGACAAGUAUGGCUUGAAAAAGAAAGAGGAAAAAGAAGCUGAAGAGAAGGCAGCUAUGGAACAACCCUGUGAAGGUAGUUUGACUCGUCCAAAGAAAGCCAUUCCAGCAGGUUGUGGUGAUGAUGAUGAAGAGGAAGAAGAAAGCAUUUUGGAUACUGUACUCAAGUACCUCCCAGGUCCUCUACAGGACAUGUUUAAAAAGUAACUGUGGCCAACGAAGUAGACUUCUUCUCUAGCCAAACAUAUUUUCAGCUACAAAAACUAGACCAUCUAUGGACUUCUUGACCUCAAAAGCACACAACUGGAUGACACAAAUACAAUUUAAAAAUACAUAAGUAUAACACAAAACCUUUACUGACAGACAUAACCACAGUUGCAGAUGCAUAGACACAAUUGCAUACAUAUGUACAUUCCGGAGAACACAAACCUCAACUUCUAAUUUCCCUUUUAUGAACUUGGGUCCUAAGCCUCACACUACGUUACCUGGACUAAACCUAUCACCGCUGCUUGGUUUCAGCAGAGGCAACAUUUACAAGACCUGCCCGUUUCGGGGUUCUCUUUGCUGAGCAGCUGUAAUCCUUGGAUGAGUAGAUAGGGAUAUUGUUUGUGCCCUAUACAUGUUUACUAAACAACAAAACAAGGUUCCAGUGCUCAAUGAUUAACUGAAGGCUUGUCAUAGUCUUACAAGGGUUAACAGUAUGUGUAAAUAGGAGCUCCUCUCCCAUAACGGUAUAAGGAGAUGUAAAGUGACAGAGUUCAUAUGCAGAUUUCAAGUCCACAAUGUGAAUUUUGUCACACACUGCGUGACAUCUGGGAGCUUGGAAUAUGUCAUGAGAUGCAUGUGGAGAAACCCUAGCGUGUUUCCAUCUGUUCUGUAUAUUGUUUUCUUGUCCCUCUUCCUUCUCGCCUUCCCUUAUCUCUCCUUGCUAAUGGGACCUGCAGCGUUUAGCUUCUAUGAUUCAGAAUUCCUGAUCCACCACCAUCCUUUUCCCCGGCAUUGUGGAGAGUUCUCCAUGAAAUGAAGCUACAGUGCUGUCUAGAAGUCCGAUUUACCCUGCAGGUCUCUUAGCAAUAAUUUUCUAAAAAGGGAACAAGGGUCUGGAGCUUGGUGUGGAUCCUCACAUGGACGCUGACUAGGAUCCGUAGACUUCUUUUCUAGAUUUCUAUGACUGUAAUGCUGACUGCAUGCUUAGGAGAAUACAAGUGUUUGAUGCCUUUUUGAACUUGCAAGCACUGUCUGUCUUAGUCCUGUGCCUAUCACUGUAUUUCUUGUUUACAUUAAUACCAUGAGGACCAGAGUAGAGCUGUGAAUCUAACAUGUAUACCGUACUGUGCAGCCGCUCACUUCUUUAUUUUUUUACUGUGGGAGAUCUUGUUUUCUGUAAUGAAACCAAAGUGAUUUUCUCUUUAAAAGUUUAUAUUUGUCUUUGUCAGUCAAUGUUUGUGUCCAACAUUCCGAAGACACGAAGGCAUAAUUCCUCUUCCCUUUCGUUAUAGGGCAAGGCAAAAUGCCAAGGACCAAAUUGCCGAUCGCAUAAAGGAAUAGCAUAGUAUUUUAUAUAAUGUCUAGCACAGGGUCCAUAAUCCUUUUCUUCUUGGAUGCACUCUAUAUCACAACAGCAGUGAUAUUAUUCCAUGUUUCUAUAUCAUCAAUUUUAUAAAGAAGUCUGAAACAUUCCAAUUAUCCUUUGAUCAAUAAAACUGGCUUAUACAACUCCUGGCAAAGAAAAAAAAAGAAAAAAUAGAGAGCAAAACAUUGCCAGUCAUUAAAAUUAUGUAAUUUAAUUUGUGAAACUUCCAUGUUAUGAAGCCAGAAUGUUCUGCUAUUACACAAACAAUGUUUUGCUAUGUGUAACUGCUAUAAAGUGUAGAAGCAAGCUGACCCUAAUCUAAGUUUGGGGACCCCACAAUCAUUGCCAGAAACGUAGGACAUAUUAUUAGUGAUUUAAAAUAAUACUUUUACAGGUAUAUACUGUAUAUACAAUGUAUAUUAGAGGACACAUAACAUUUCUAUUUACUAUAUUGCUGUACAACAAUAUACUUAAUAUGUCAUAGAGGUAAGAAUUUAAGGUUAUACAUUCCCACAAGAAAAACAAAACACAUUUUUUGCAAGAAAUGUAAUUCGGAAUUGCUCUCUAUCCAGUAUAAAAUGAUCACGUUUUACAUUUAAUUUUAUCAGACUAAUGUCUCUAUAACAGGGUUACCUUUAGGCACUGAAUGAGGCCUGUAGCACAGCAGAAAUCCUAACUGGGUAAGGGUUCCCUUACACAUAAGAUGAAGCCAAACCCGACAAUUUAGGCAGAACCAGACCAGCCAACUGUGUAUAUCAAUGUCCUGACUAUCCCCCAAUGGCAGAUAUGAGGCAAAUGAAGUGCUGGGAAUGUUGGUUUUCAAUAGGCCAAAUCCUUUGUUCUCACAGGACAUAAGCUACUACCAGAGAAGGCUUGUUCCUCUCCCCCAAUUGCAUCAUACACAUACAUGUUUGACAUGUGGCCUGCAUAGGAAAAGUGAAGAAAGCCACUGCCAUAUUGCUCCUCUGGUGGCUUAUCUCCUUCAGUACAAAAGAUUAAAGUUGCUGUAAUCCAACUGCCUGAGCCUUCCCUCCCCCAGCAUGUGCCAUUUGGGAAUCGGGGAGGCAUCCACACACAUUAAAUAGUCAACAGGUCACGCCGAUAUUGUUGGAUUCAGCCACCAUGCAUCUAAUUUGUAUGGCCAACUUAAGUAAGCACUGCUGCUUGGGCCAGCAGUCAUUUUCUCAAUAUAACAUUAUGAAACUCCCAUAGUGAGAAAGUGACUUCCAGUCCACACAGCAUCUGAAAUGUAAAUCAACUGGUCAGUUUAGAGCAACUGGAACCAGUGCUGGUAAAUUACUGGGAAAACAGAGCCGCCUGGUAAGAAGGCAAGCUGGUUGACCAUGUAUCCUCACCGCUCUGAUGCAGGAGGUGAAAUUUUUUUUCUUAAGUGCUUUUUUAAAAGGUGCUUAAAGGGGUACUCCGCUGCUCAGCAUUUGGAACAAACUGUUCCAUACGCUGGAGCUGCUGCUGGGAGCUUGUGAUGUCACACCCCACCCCUUGUGAUGUAACACCCCGCCCCCUCAAUGCAAGUCUAUGGGAGGGGGCGUGACAGCCGCCACACACCCUCCCAUAGACUUGCAUUUAGGGUGUGUGGCAUGUCAUCAUAAGGGGGCGGGGCUAUGAUGUCACAAGCUCCCUGCGCCGGCUCCAGCGUUCGGAACAUUUUGUUCCAAAUGCUGAGCAGCGGAGUACCCCUUUAAGGUUUAUGGGCACCUUAACACCCAUCCCAUCAGUUGCAUGUAAAAUUUCAUGUCUGGGAAAUGAUUUCUUAUUUGUUAUCCUGUCCCACAAUGCACACACUUCUGCAGCAGUAUGCAACACAACACAACACAUGGCAAAAAAAAAAGAUAUUUACAAUAUAUAAAAUGCAAAUUAUGUUACCUUCCUAGGGGAUGGCUACCCACGACAUUCUAAUAUUGUAUAUUAUUACUUUACCAUUUACAACCCCUUUAAACAAUCAAGUGAAGAUCACAAAAUGUCAAAGCAAAUCCUUUGCCACUAGAUAUUUCUAUUUCUAUGAAGUGCGCGUCUGUUGACCUAAUAUCAACAGAGAUUCCUUUUUCAUAUAUAUAGGGUUUGUAUAUAUUUUGAUAAUUUCUUGCAUUCAUAGCUUAAAAAAUAAAAUUUCUGUAAAAAAAAAAAAAAAAAAAAACGUUUAAGGGGACAAAGGUUAUUCUUGUGUAAAGUAAUAUAAAAUGGGUUUUGAAUCUGUAGGUCUUUUAAAUAUAAUAUACACAAUUAGCAGGAAAUUCCUAGAAUUUGAAAGCUCUAAAGCUAUGUGUGGUCCUUACAAAUAUUAAUGUACAUAUAAUAUAUGUGUGUGUAUGUAUAUUUGUAUGUCCGGUGUGCAUAUAUGUACAUUGAGAUGUUCGAUGUUAUCACUUAUAUUUCCUGUGUGUGUUAAUGGUCACUUACUAUGACUUACAGAAAUGGAUAACUGUUUCAUACAUGCAUGCUUCUGUUUCACAUUGAUGCCAAGCUUCCCAUGUCAUAGGACUGGGAACGGCCAACCUUGACCGGUCAUUGAAGCCCUAUGGCUUCGGUAGGAGAUAAAGCCAUAAAGCCAUUACUUGAUGUCUUGUAAGGUCUGUUUGGUAUAUAUGUUCAUUCUGUUAUGCACAUGACUAUAUAGAAUUCAACCAACUCCACUAUAGAGGUUCUGUUAGGGACAAAUCUAAAAAAAAAAGCUAUCAAAAUUGUCUAAAA
This is a messenger RNA of Hyla sarda, 4771 nucleotides long. It is a transcript of the gene CPLX2, whose product is annotated as complexin 2. The record is from RefSeq and is a predicted model, not a curated record. Lineage: Eukaryota; Metazoa; Chordata; Amphibia; Anura; Hylidae. Gene Ontology annotation, molecular function: syntaxin binding. The transcript has 4 exons. The coding region runs from base 292 to 696 and encodes 134 amino acids. Gene Ontology annotation, biological process: regulation of neurotransmitter secretion; neurotransmitter transport; synaptic vesicle exocytosis. Gene Ontology annotation, cellular component: terminal bouton; SNARE complex.